ACAUUCUCCUUUAUCAUCUGGUGCUUUUCAGGCAGCCCUGCAGCCUCCUGGCUGCCGUCUUUGUUGAACUAACUGUAAACACUGCGCAAGGUGAAGUUAUGCGUUUCAACGUAUACCGAAACAAAGGGCCUUCGUUUGCUACCGAAGAUAUUGCAACAGCUAACGGAGUACCACUUUUAAGAGGUAUACCGAUAGGUAAACAUAUUAUCUACCCCAUUGAAAAGGUUCUCAAUCCGCAAGACUUAUCGCCCAACAACACCAUCAUCAAUUUUUUGAAAAGCAAUAAAGACUUCUCCAUAUUUCUAAGCAUAUUCGAAAAACUUGGCUUAACCCAAAAUAGUUUCAGAGCUCGUCCGAAAACGAGGUUUGUUCCGACCAACGCCGCAUUCAAAGCACUUCCACCUGGUGUUCUCGAUUCCUUUUUUGCCGACCUAGACAAAUUGGUUGUUCUUUUAAAAAUGCACGUCGCUUCUGGAACGCGUCCCGGUGGAGAUUAA
Molecule: messenger RNA, 497 nt
Organism: Daphnia carinata
Lineage: Eukaryota; Metazoa; Arthropoda; Branchiopoda; Diplostraca; Daphniidae
Product: transforming growth factor-beta-induced protein ig-h3-like
Exons: 4
Coding region: 99-497 (132 amino acids)
Biological process (GO): extracellular matrix organization; cell adhesion
Cellular component (GO): extracellular matrix
Molecular function (GO): cell adhesion molecule binding
Source: RefSeq, a predicted model, not a curated record